CCAAUCAGAUAGAGAAGUGCGAGAGAAAGAGAAGAUGUCGGGGAGAGGAAAGGGAGGGAAGGGGCUCGGCAAGGGAGGUGCGAAGAGGCACAGGAAGGUCCUGAGGGACAACAUUCAGGGCAUCACCAAGCCGGCCAUCCGUCGUCUGGCCAGGCGUGGCGGAGUGAAGCGCAUCAGCGGUCUCAUCUACGAGGAGACCAGGGGCGUCCUCAAGAUCUUCCUUGAGAAUGUCAUCCGUGACGCUGUCACCUAUACUGAGCAUGCUCGUCGAAAGACCGUCACCGCCAUGGAUGUCGUCUACGCACUGAAGAGGCAGGGCAGGACUCUCUACGGCUUCGGUGGUUAGAUGCUGGUUUCAAAAUUUGGGUUUAGGGUUAGGGUUUUGUCUAGAUCUGCCCCAAUUUAUAAAUAUUUAAGUUUCCAAGUUGUAUUUUGUUGAUGUUGGAGUGAUAUUAUGAAUGACCAUCUUCAAUCAAAUUAGUUUCGUGGAUUUUCUUA
This is a messenger RNA of Tripterygium wilfordii, 498 nucleotides long. RefSeq names its product histone H4. The transcript has a single exon. Lineage: Eukaryota; Viridiplantae; Streptophyta; Magnoliopsida; Celastrales; Celastraceae. The record is from RefSeq and is a predicted model, not a curated record. Gene Ontology annotation, molecular function: structural constituent of chromatin; protein heterodimerization activity; DNA binding. Gene Ontology annotation, biological process: nucleosome assembly. Gene Ontology annotation, cellular component: nucleosome. Bases 35 to 346 code for a protein of 103 amino acids.